GCAGAUGUUGGGGCAGCUACUGAAACAAACAUGGCCGCCGCCGGAGGGAAGUCGGUUUUGUUCGUCUGUCUGGGGAACAUCUGUAGGUCUCCGAUCGCCGAGGCCGUCUUCAGGAAGAUGGCCACAGAAAGUGGAGUGGUGGACAAGUGGAGGAUAGACAGCGCGGCCACCUCCACCUAUGAGAUCGGGAACCCUCCUGACUAUCGAGGUGCAGCCUGCAUGAAGAAGCAUGGCGUGCCCAUGCGCCACGUGGCGCGUCAGGUGACGAAGGAGGAUUUUGCGACGUUUGAAUACAUUCUGUGCAUGGACGAGAGCAAUCUGAGAGAUCUGAACAAGAAAGCGAACAGCGUAAAGAACUGCAAAGCCAAAAUCGAGCUGCUCGGCUCAUACGAUCCUAAAGAACAGCUGGUUAUUCAAGACCCCUACUAUGGAAGCGAGCGGGACUUUGAGGUGGUGUACGAGCAGUGUGUACGGUGCUGCGAAGUCUUCCUGCAGAGAAACUCCUAACACACACACACACACACACAGGCACCCAUAUAGCCAUUUUAUCCUGUCAUAUGUGUGAUGAGUGUUAUAGUAUGAAUAACUGAUUGCACUAAUGGGUUUUGCCUACACACAUACACACACACGUACAUAUAUAUAUCUGCUGUGUGAGAUGGAUGUCUUAAUUGGAAGAUAAAGUUUAUUUGAACGUG
Messenger RNA from Pangasianodon hypophthalmus (striped catfish), 695 nucleotides. It is a transcript of the gene acp1, whose product is annotated as acid phosphatase 1. The transcript is spliced from 6 exons. Gene Ontology annotation, molecular function: non-membrane spanning protein tyrosine phosphatase activity; acid phosphatase activity. Gene Ontology annotation, biological process: protein dephosphorylation. Bases 31 to 507 code for a protein of 158 amino acids. Gene Ontology annotation, cellular component: cytoplasm. The record is from RefSeq and is a predicted model, not a curated record. Lineage: Eukaryota; Metazoa; Chordata; Actinopteri; Siluriformes; Pangasiidae.